UUUGAGGGUGUGGUCUCCACUCUCCCCAAUGCAUCAUCUUUUUCACUCUCGACGUUAUCCUUUCCUUCCUUCCCUGAAAUUCAACUGCCGAACUCAAUCUUUCUCUCUCAGUUCUUCGAAAUUUCUUCUUUUAUACUCUAAUCUUCAGUCAAACUCCAACCCUUCGAUUCCCCAUCUUCCAUUUUUCUUCCAAUCUUCUUGAAUUCCCAACCCUCCUAAAACCCAAGCCAGUUCCUUAGCCAAAUAAACCAGAAAUUCCAGAGGCGCCACCACAGCAGCAUUCCCUUUAGAAUCAGUGGAUAUCGUGUGUUGGGUAUGUCCUGUUAGUUUGCGAUUUCUGUCCUAAAUAUAUAGUUGCUUAGAAUUUUGUUAAUCCAUUUUUCAAGUUUGUUAGAUAAGUAUGCAAGGAUUUCUUACCACUUUCCCCAAUCAAAUUUUCUUCAAACCCUUCAUUUUUAAACCCGAUAUUGUUCAUAAGCUUCCAUUAACGAAAACUAGGGUCUUAGCUCGAAAGCUUGAGGUGGGUUUUUCGAGAAGAUAUUGUUUAAGUGUAGGAAGAGAUAAUACUGCUGUUAGUUCUAGGAGUGUUGAUGGUGGCGAUGAUAGCGGUGAACAAGAAGAGAAAGGAGAUGGGAAUUUGGAUUGGGAGUUGGAGUUUCUUGGGGAGCUUGACCCUUUGGGUUUCCAGGCCCCUAGGAAGAGGAAAAAGGAGCAAAAUGCUAAGUUGGUUGAAAGUGAGGGAAUGGAUUGGUGUGUGAGGGCGAGAAAGACUGCGCUGAAAGUGAUCGAGGCGAAGGGAUGGUCUGAGGCAAUGGAGGAUAUGAUUACUGUAAAGAAGAAAAAGAAGAAGAACAAGAAGAAGGUGGGGAAAGUAGAGAAAAUGGGAAAGAAAAUCAAGGAAAUUGAAGAAGAUUUAGAUGUAGAUUCGGAGGAAGACUUUGAUAUGCCGGACAUGAAUAGUCUGGACAGUGCUAGUCAUUUAAGAAGAACUGUGAGUGUGCUGGGGGGUGGGAUGUUUGAAGAGAAGAAGGAGAAAACUAGGGAAAAGUUUGUUCAGAGGCUAUCCCAAUUCUCGGGGCCAUCAGAUCGCAAGAAAGAAAUCAACUUGAAUAGAGCAAUUAUUGAGGCACAGACUGCGGAAGAAGUGUUGGAAGUUACUGCGGAGACAAUCAUGGCUGUUGGGAAGGGCUUGAGUCCCUCACCUCUCUCUCCUUUAAACAUUGCCACUGCUCUUCAUCGGAUUGCUAAGAACAUGGAGCAAGUUGCAAUGACAGAGACACGUAGGUUGGCUUUUGCUCGUCAAAGAGAGAUGUCUAUGCUUGUGGGAAUAGCAAUGACAGCCUUGCCAGAGUGCUCAGCUCAAGGUAUCUCUAAUAUCUCGUGGGCGUUGUCUAAGAUCGGCGGUGAUCUACUUUACUUGUCAGAAAUGGAUAGAGUUGCGGAGGUGGCCUUAACCAAGGUCGAGGAGUUUAAUUCACAGAAUGUGGCUAAUGUUGCCGGUGCUUUUGCUUCAAUGAAGCACUCCGCUCCUGAUCUCUUUUCUGAAUUAUCAAAACAGGCAUCAGAUAUAAUUCACACUUUCCACGAGCAAGAGCUUGCUCAGGUGUUGUGGGCUUUUGCUUCGUUAUCAGAGUCUGCUGAACGUUUGCUGGACUCCUUAGAUAUUGUUUUCAAAGAGUCCAGCCAAUUUUUAUGCUUCUCAAGCAAAGAAAAAUCAGAAUUUUACAGAGAAAAGAGUGUGGACAACAUAGAAGAUCUUGACUUUGAUGGCAGCGAUGUAAGCGCUCCCGUGCUCAGUUUCCGUAGGGAUCAGCUUGGGAGUAUAGCAUGGUCUUAUGCUGUUUUUGGACAAAUGGAUCGGACUUUCUUUUCCCAUGUGUGGAGAACUCUGAGCCAAUUUGAAGAGCAAAGGAUUUCAGAGCAGUAUAGGGAAGAUAUCAUGUUUGCGUCUCAGGUUCAUCUAGUGAACCAGUGCUUGAAGCUUGAGUACCCGCACCUUCAUUUAUCUCUACGGGAAGAUCUUGGGGAGAAAAUUGCUCGGGCUGGUAAAACUAAGAGAUUUAAUCAGAAAAUGACAUCGUCAUUUCAAAAGGAGGUCGCUCGUCUUCUUGUCAGCACUGGUCUUGAUUGGGUCAAAGAAUAUGUGGUGGACGGGUACACUCUAGAUGCCGUCGUGAUUGAUAAGAAGGUUGCUAUGGAGAUUGAUGGCCCAACGCAUUUCUCAAGAAAUACUUGGAUUCCCUUGGGACAUACUAUGUUGAAACGCCGCUACAUAACUGCUGCUGGUUGGAAAGUAGUGUCAGUGGCUCAUCAAGAGUGGGAAGAACUUCAAGGUGGUUUUGAGCAGCUCGAGUACCUGCGAGAAAUUCUGAAGGAGCACUUGUAUGUAGACAACACCGUCCAAGUAUAGACAGUGGGAAAGGUAGUUUCUCAUGGAAUUGACUUGUUGAAAAUUCUUGGCCGAUGAGUACAGUUGAAUACAUAGUUAGCUAGUGAAUUGCAAAAUAUAAUUUUAGCAGAUGCAUUAGUCUUGAAGCAGCUAAGUUUUGAGCGGGUCUGAGUAGCUAAACUAAUAUAAGUGUAGAUCCCUCCGUCAUUCAUAUUAAAACGUGCCUCACGCAGCAUUUUGGUUCCUACCAA
Messenger RNA from Malus domestica (apple), 2640 nucleotides. RefSeq names its product RAP domain-containing protein, chloroplastic. Lineage: Eukaryota; Viridiplantae; Streptophyta; Magnoliopsida; Rosales; Rosaceae. Gene Ontology annotation, biological process: chloroplast rRNA processing; regulation of mitochondrial mRNA stability; mitochondrial RNA processing. Gene Ontology annotation, cellular component: chloroplast; mitochondrial matrix; ribonucleoprotein granule. The record is from RefSeq and is a predicted model, not a curated record. Gene Ontology annotation, molecular function: RNA binding.